This is a messenger RNA of Theobroma umbraticum, 1347 nucleotides long. Its product is annotated as heat shock protein. NCBI's taxonomy places the organism in Eukaryota, Viridiplantae, Streptophyta, Magnoliopsida, Malvales, Malvaceae. The record is from RefSeq and is a predicted model, not a curated record.
UGAGUGACCCUUACGUUUGCAUCAUCGGCACAAAUAUUGAGCCCUAAUAACCAUUCAACAAAGACCCAAGUCAGUGGAGUUGACAGUUCACUGGACAUCGCCCGUGACAUGGCUCUCUGGCUCGGUGGAAAAUGGAGGGCGAAUGCAAUUUCAUUGCAUGCUCCAAGUUCAUGGCGUCGAAGCUUUCGAUCAGACGCGGCAGUAGAAGCAAUAAAGAGAGCAGCUGAAGAGAAAGUCCCAAAUGUGGUGCUAUAUAACUACCCUUCAUUUUCUGGCGCAUUCUCCGCUCUCUUCGCUCACCUCUUCCACUCCCGUCUUAGUCUCCCUUGCCUCAUCUUGCCUUUCUCCUUCGUUGAACCCCUCAGGGUCGAAGAUUUUUAUGUUGAAGGACUAGACAAGUGUUAUCUUCUCGACUUUGUCGGUCCGAAAGGGUUUGCCUCAAAGCUUUCACAACAAUCAAUGUGUGAAGUAAUAGCAUUUGAUCAUCGAAAAUCAGCACUUCCUCAAAUUAACUGUUCCGAGGAUCUGAGAGUCACGUUUAAUGUCAAUCUUGAGAAGAGUAGCUCCAUUGCUGUAUAUGAGUAUUUUUCUAGUAAGCUUGCGAAUAUUAUGUCUCUUGAUGUGAAGGCUGCCAAUUUGUUGAACUCAGAAGAUGGAGAUCGUGUGGAAACAGUUCUAAAGUAUAUCGAAGAUGCAGAUCUUCACAGAUGGAGCAUAACAGAAAUUAAAGCUUUUAGAAUUGGACUUGGUGAAUGGCGUUCCAAGUUGAAUUGCAUCACUAAUCCAUACAUGUAUAAACAGUUACUGGAGAUCAGUUCUGCUGAUUUGGUUGCCAAGGGAAAUCUGUAUAUUUCCUCUCGCCAGAUUGUUGCAAACAAGUUGCUGGAUAAGUCGUUUAAAGUUCGCUUGGGCAGAGGAUUCUAUGGAGAGUGCCUAGGAGUUAGAGCAGAUGGCAACUCUGAUUUAAGUGAUGAAAUUGGCAAGCAACUAAGUCUAAAAAGUGCCACAGCUGGACUAAGGCCCAUAGGAGCUGUUAUAUACAUGCAACGGAAUAAUCUUAAGAUGUGUCUAAGGAGCACUGAUUCUGCAACUGAUACAUCUGAAGUUGCAAAGGCAUAUGGCGGAGGUGGCUGCCCAAGUUCCAGCUCCUUUAUAAUAAGAAUGGAUGAGUAUAAUCAGUGGCGGUCUGUAAACAUGUGAUGAUUAUCAAGGGGAGUGCAUUCAUUAGUUCACUGGACAACCUUCAACUGCUAUUCCCUUGGCUGUUGGACAAGUUGCUAAUUCACAAUGUUCACCACCUGUGCCCCACCAUGUCAAACUUCUAUUUUCCAUUCCCACCGAGAAGUA